Messenger RNA from Morchella sextelata, 324 nucleotides. RefSeq lists its product as uncharacterized. Bases 1 to 324 code for a protein of 107 amino acids. NCBI's taxonomy places the organism in Eukaryota, Fungi, Ascomycota, Pezizomycetes, Pezizales, Morchellaceae. The record is from RefSeq and is a predicted model, not a curated record. The transcript has 4 exons.
AUGUCUCUAACUAUUCACUUUCACAAAAAGGAAAAGCAAUACGAGACUCCGGAUCCGAAUCAAAACACACGCGAUUCACUUAUUAACGGGUGUGUAGGUGGUGUUGAAGAGCUGACGUUGGAUAUCGUCGUCGUCGUCGUCGUCGUCGGGAAAGAUGAGGAGAGAGGUUGGGACGUGAGCGCUGGCCUCCGCCCAAGGGUUGAAACGGUGAUACAAGGUUGUGAUUGGUUGCGGUACUUACUGAACGCCAGCCGAAGCCCCCGGGUUUUGUUGAUUUUCAGGAUUUCCCUUAACUACAUCUGUGAGACAUCAUUUUACGUCUAA